UUCUUACACUUCCCGCAGUGGUAUUCCAUAAAUGAGCGAUCUCCGGGCAUUUACUUGAUGUUUCCAGGCUGUUUGGAAGUCCAGGAGAUGCCGUGCUAGAAACUUACAAAGCAAACCUUGCCCCCUCCUGUUCCACCCUUCUUCACCAGGACCUCCCUGCCUUGCUGGAUGGGCAGGAGGGGCUCUGUGGAAUGCCAAAUAUUCCCUCUUCACUGGGAGGGGCACUUCCUUUGAUAAACCCAGCUUCUGUGCCAGCUCUGGCGAAAGAGACAAUUCUUAGCCCUUCACUGUGGAGCUUUCAAAGCAGACAGAGGUUGUGUUAAUGGGUAAUGGGGAAGUAUUCCUUAAGUUUGCUUGAUGUGUGGCUUCCUUUGCAGAAAGCAGCCUUUGCCAACCUGGUGCCUCCAGAUGUUUUGGGACUGCAGCUGUGCUGGCUGGUGGGAGUUGUAGUCCAGGCUGGCAAAUGCAGUUGGGCACGAGAGAAAGCACAUGACGUGGAAGAUGGUUGGGUGUGGUAUCUUCUGAGGCGCAAUGCAAGACACCUGUGAGAGCCUCUUUCAGCUAUGUGGCCAUGGUGGAAGUCCAGCUGGAUGCUGACCACGACUACCCACCGGGGCUCCUGAUCGCCUUCAGUGCCUGCACAACGGUGCUGGUGGCCGUCCACCUCUUCGCCCUGAUGGUCAGCACCUGCAUCCUCCCAAACAUCGAGGCCGUCAGCAACGUCCACAACCUCAACUCGGUCAAGGAGUCACCCCACGAGCGCAUGCACCGCCACAUCGAGCUAGCCUGGGCUUUCUCCACCGUCAUUGGGACUCUGCUUUUCCUGGCCGAGGUGGUCCUCCUCUGCUGGGUGAAGUUCCACCCGUUGAAGAAGAAGAGCCCCGUCGAAGGCGGGAAGCCCAGCAACGUCACUGAGAGCUUCUCUGCCGGCGAGGCUGCUGCCAUCACCUCGACCUCCAUCAUGGUUCCCUUCGGGCUGAUUUUCAUAGUGUUUGCGGUCCACUUCUACCGGUCGUUGGUAACUCACAAGACAGACCGCCAGUUCCAGGAACUGAACGAACUGGCCGAGUUCGCGCGGCUCCAGGAUCAGCUGGACCACAGAGGCGACACCCUCCCGCCUCCGGGCAGCCAUUUUGCAUAGAUACUCAAACUAUGAAAGUUUUUUGUUGUUUUGUUUUUUAAAGCCAGCCCAAAUGUUUCUACUGUGCUCCCUGGACUCCCUUCUUCGUGAAUUUGGCUGGCCUGGAAAGACAGAUUAGUAGUACCGCAUCCUAGCUCUCUAGUGCUUUUUGAAAAAUAACAGUAAUGAUUCAAUGGGCUGUUCUUGCAGUGUUUUGAAGGACUGGCACCCAGAGGUUCAGGUGCUGGAGAGAGGAAUUCGGAAUCUCUCCUCCUGCCACCCCCUGUCCUGUGGUCCAGAUCCUUUUCUUUUGACGCUGAUUCAUCAUGAGGGGAAAUGGACAUUCUGUGCUGUCAGGUUGGGGGGUGGGCCUGUGGGGAGAAGGGAGGAAGUUAAGAGGUUUGUAAGGAAGUGCAGCAUUUUACUUUGACAUGUUUAGUAACUAGCAUUGGGGCGGGGGGGGGGUUGUUUGCUUGUCAGAUUCAUGUUGCAACAACCUGAAUUCAAACCUGCUUGAGAGAAUCGAGGAGCAAUCUUUUGUUUUUGGCGUGAUCCUGGGUUUCUUAAAACCCCGGGAGACAAGUAAGAAGUGGACACAGAGCUGUGUAGGCAACAUCUCCCUGGAGGACAGAAAAGCUCUUAGCCAGAAAAUUCAGUUUCCAAGUACCAUGACUUUUGAGAGAGAGAGAGAGAGAGAGAGAGAGAGAGAGAGAGAGAGAGAGAGGGAUUUCUAGGCUGCAGGAUGAGCACCCUAUUUAACUCUUCAGUUCACUUGAGUUGAAGCAGAAUUGAAUAGGAGAAACUAAGCACAUUGGCUUUAAGUUAGCAGGAUUUAUACAGUAAUUGGCGUUCUUUCCUGAAAAACAUGGGUCAUCUUUGAACACAUUUUGGCUUUUGUUUGUUUUAAAUAUAUCCAGCUCAUUUAUAUUCCAGGCCAGCACAUCCUAACCGUACUUACCUUUGAGUGAGCCUCUUUGAACAUAAUGAGCUUACUUGCACAUAAGCAUAGAAGAUUGUAGAACAGGGGUGGAGAGACCUGCCCCUCUGGCUCUUUACUGGGUUCCAGCUCCCAUCAGCCUCAGCCAGCAGGCCCAAUGGUCAGGAAGGAUGAUGGGAGUGGGAGUCCAGUGAUAUCAUCAGGAGGCCCCCAGGCUCCCACCCCACCCCUGGGGGAAAGUAAGAGUGAUCCUCCCCCCACCCCCAACCCCAGGUUAGAAUGGAGAAUACCAUGGCAGCAAGAGCGCUGUCCCUGGGGCAGAAGUUAAUUGUUCCCUUCAUUAAGGCAUUUGCAUUUUGGAAGUGCUCCAAAUUCCUUUUGAGUCUCGUUGCUUGGAGGUUUUGUUAUGCUAGAACUUUUAUACAGGACUCUUGCAGUGGCAGCUAGUCAUGGCAUCACUUGACCACCACGGCAGCUGCGCUGCAAAUAUCAACCAUUUCCACUGCCUUGGUUAAAAUAGCCUUGGCAAACUGGUUCUGUUUCUGCAGUGUGUGCAGACCCUUGGUCCUGUGCUUCCCACCCGUAGAACCAAGGCCCUUGUUUUGCUUUGGGAGAAAGUGUGUUUGGCUUACGAGCCAAAGUGUUGUUCUGCCUGUUCCUGAGGGCCAGGCUCUGUUCCCAGCGUGGCUUCCCCGAGAACACUAUAACCCAGAAUUGAACACUGUUGUUGUGAGUCAUGUUGGGGAUUUGAAAUGCAGCGUUUAAUUUAAAGCAAAGAAGUAAAUGCAGGAAACUGCCUUGGCACUGG
Molecule: messenger RNA, 2865 nt
Organism: Podarcis raffonei (Aeolian wall lizard)
Lineage: Eukaryota; Metazoa; Chordata; Lepidosauria; Squamata; Lacertidae
Gene: ORAI1
Product: ORAI calcium release-activated calcium modulator 1
Exons: 2
Coding region: 572-1141 (189 amino acids)
Biological process (GO): store-operated calcium entry
Cellular component (GO): membrane
Molecular function (GO): store-operated calcium channel activity
Source: RefSeq, a predicted model, not a curated record